Molecule: messenger RNA, 900 nt
Organism: Neoarthrinium moseri
Lineage: Eukaryota; Fungi; Ascomycota; Sordariomycetes; Amphisphaeriales; Apiosporaceae
Exons: 3
Coding region: 1-900 (299 amino acids)
Source: RefSeq, a predicted model, not a curated record
AUGUGCUCUCAUGCGGCCGCUCUCCCUAGCGAUCCCCUCAUCACUCCUCCUCCGACCUUAGAACUGCAUUGGCGACAAGAGGGUGUCGGACCAAACUUCAUAGGGUACACAUCGUGGAGUGGAAACUAUUACCCUCAAUCCUGUGUAUCCGGGUCUACUCUGUCCCGCUCGAGCUCAUGGGCAGCUUGCAGACCGACUACAGCUUCAACGUUCAUCAUCGCAACGGACUGUGAAAGCAGCUCGAUACUUCUGGCACCCAACACCCAAUUCCCAUGUGGAUCAAAUCUAUGUUACACCAUCUACGUCUACAGCGAUCUCAAUACUGGCAGCGCACCAGCGACCGUCUACGCAUGCGACACUGUCUCCCGAAAAGUAACUCUAUACGAAGAGACGACAGGUGGUGCAGAGUCGUCUUCGUCAACCCAGGCGACCGCAUCGUCGACCGCAUCGUCGACCACAAGCAACCCCAUCCCGAGCGCAACCGCGAGGAGUACUAGCAUAUCAAGCACCACGACUAGUAGUAGCAGCGUGAUCCCUACUGAUUCAGUUACCGACCCUAGCCCUACCUCCUCUCGAAAUCUUGCCUGGAUAGCAGGGCCAGUCGUGGGUGGUAUCGCUGGCGCCAUCAUUAUAGGCCUAGGUAUAUGGAUCGUGAUCCUCCUUCGAAGAAGACAGCAGUCUACGCAAGACCACACCUAUGCGCAGGACUUUUCUGGAGCGCCACCGAUGACCCAAUAUAUGACAUAUCAGUCGCCAGGACCAUCGCCCAUUUGGACAGGCCCGCAGCACGUAAGCCAGCAAAUGGUGCCGACACAAGAUGCAUCUCGUGAAUUAUAUGCCAAUUACCUACCAAAUGAGUUACACGGUGAACACAAAACUGGAGUUAGAGUGGACCGUUAG